Molecule: messenger RNA, 765 nt
Organism: Ogataea philodendri
Lineage: Eukaryota; Fungi; Ascomycota; Pichiomycetes; Pichiales; Pichiaceae
Exons: 1
Coding region: 1-765 (254 amino acids)
Cellular component (GO): mitochondrion
Molecular function (GO): (3R)-hydroxyacyl-[acyl-carrier-protein] dehydratase activity
Source: RefSeq, a predicted model, not a curated record
AUGUCGACCGAUAUACCAAGACUCGACCAGACUUUCAAAAAAGGUGCAAAGGUUCCAUAUGGAUACUCAUUGAUAUACUGCAACCCGAUAUCGACCGAAGAUGAGUUGGGUAUGGAUGGGUUUGAUAAUUAUCACGCACCAACGAAUGAGAACACGGAUCUGUUCCGCAGACGUAUGUGGGUGGCAGGAUCUUUCACAUACAACACGAACAACCCAUUGAGGUUUGGAGAUGACGUUUCUUUUACAGAAACUGUUGCCAAGAUCCAGCAGUAUAAGCAGUUCCAGCAGAUUGGUAUUGACUACAAACGAGUGUACAGCAUAAACUCGCAGCCGUCUGUGACAGAAACACGACGACUAUAUUACAUACAGUCGAAAUACGAAACUGAAUGGCCCCCACUCACAGAAGAUUUAGCGCCAGAUUCGAGCAUCACAGUUACCCCAUCCAGGGUGGGGGUGUUUCGGGCAAGUGCCCUGGUGUUCAAUUCGCAUCUAAUCCAUUACAAUCCUACCUAUGCGCUCGAGGAGGAGAAUUACCCGAACAUUGUUGUAUCUGCACCGCUGCAGAUUCUAAUGGCACUGCAGUAUUGGCAUACAAAACACUCCACCGCUGAUCUGCUCUCCUUCAGAUAUAAAAUAUUGAGUCCGUCAUUUGUUGACAGCGAGCUCAACAUAUGCACCAAGAAGUUGACAGCUACAUCACACAAGCUGUGGAUGACCACUAAAGACAACCGUGUGUGUUUCACAUCUAAGCUGGUUACUGCAUAA